Coprinopsis cinerea okayama7#130 is the source of this 1073-nucleotide messenger RNA. RefSeq lists its product as hypothetical. The record is from RefSeq and is a predicted model, not a curated record. Gene Ontology annotation, cellular component: endoplasmic reticulum membrane. The transcript has 10 exons. The coding region runs from base 21 to 1073 and encodes 350 amino acids. Gene Ontology annotation, biological process: protein secretion. Gene Ontology annotation, molecular function: protein binding; GTPase activator activity; guanyl-nucleotide exchange factor activity. NCBI's taxonomy places the organism in Eukaryota, Fungi, Basidiomycota, Agaricomycetes, Agaricales, Psathyrellaceae.
CUCGACUAUUCUGCGCAACAAUGAGGCCACGGCAUACACAACACCCUCUACCCUCCUUCCCAGUAUACUCCUGCACCUUUCUCUCAGACAAUAAAGUCGUCCUGGGAGGCGGUGGUGGCGCUACGAGAAGCGGAAUCAAGAACAAACUGAGACUGUAUGAAGUGACGGAUACCUUGGAGAUCCACCAAAAGACCGAGUUUGAACUGGAGAAGGGGGAGGAUGCACCUAUGAGCAUGGCCGUUCACGCCGAGAGCAACACAAUAGUCUGUGGCAUCAAUAGCACUGAAGAGAAGCUAGAGAAGGGCCUCAACGAGAAUUGUCGGAUAUACACCGUCAAUGACAGCAGUAUUUCACCCCUUCGGACUCAAAGCACCCUUCCCGGCGGAGACCUUGAAGACUAUCAAAAAGUGACUGUUCUCUCUCCGGAUGGUUCGGUACUGGCAGUUGCUGGUGCUCAUGAUCUAUCGCUCCUCUCAUACCCGUCUCUUCGUCCUGUUGCAAAUCCAAUUCACACCGAAAAAGAAAUAUACGACGUCGCAUUCGGGGCAAACUUGUUGAUUGUCGCAACGACGCAUAACCUCCUGGUGUAUGAACUCCCCUCGACGUCUCAACCAUCAAGUCCCACUGCCUCCAAAAAGAAGGGAAAGAACAAAACAUCCACUGUCAAUGGCGAAAAGCAAGCUCCAUCAUCGUUGACACUGAAGAAGACCGUAGACCUUCCUUCCUCGCUUGUCGGAGAGGGCGCAACAUUCCGAUCUAUCAGAAUCCACCCUUCCAACGACAAAGUCGCGUAUACCCUUAUUAACACAGUGCCGCCUCGGUCACGUUCCAAGAAGACAGCUAGCCGACAAGGGUACGCGGUCAAGUGGAACACAGACUCGUGGACGCCUGAAAAGUCGCGCAAGAUCGGAGACAAAGGGGUUACUUGCUUUGAUAUCAGCCCGAAUGGUCGGUUCCUUGGUUUUGGCUCUUCGGACCUGAGCAUCGGCAUGGUCGAUGCGACGACUUUGGCGUUCACGUUAGCCCUGUGCUACUAUCUUGAAAGCCCACGAGUUCCCUCCAACGGUCAUUAA